This is a messenger RNA of Plasmodium gallinaceum, 2703 nucleotides long. RefSeq names its product glucose inhibited division protein a homologue, putative. The transcript is spliced from 3 exons. Gene Ontology annotation, molecular function: flavin adenine dinucleotide binding. NCBI's taxonomy places the organism in Eukaryota, Apicomplexa, Aconoidasida, Haemosporida, Plasmodiidae. The record is from RefSeq and is a predicted model, not a curated record. Gene Ontology annotation, biological process: tRNA wobble uridine modification; tRNA methylation. The coding region runs from base 1 to 2703 and encodes 900 amino acids.
AUGUCUGAAAUGCUUUUAAACCUUUAUGAUAAUAUCAAGAAAAAAACAUUAUUUUAUGUUAUUUUACUAUAUAUUUCUCUGAUUUUGCCUUACAAUUUUUAUCACUUAAAAAAUAACGUAUUUUUUUUGGGGACAUCUUAUUCAUUUAAAAAAAAAAAAAGGAAUACAAUAAAAAAUAUUAGAAUAUAUAACUCAAAAUGUGUAUGUGAAAAUGUUGAUAAAAACUAUGAUGUUAUAGUCAUUGGAGGAGGGCAUAGUGGAUGUGAAGCCAGUUAUAUAAGUGCUAAAUUAAAUGCAAAGACUUUGUUAAUAACUCAAAAUAAAAAUAGUAUAGGUGAAAUGUCUUGUAAUCCAUCUAUAGGUGGAAUAGGUAAGGGUAUUUUAGUAAAAGAAAUUGACGCAUUAGGUGGAUUAAUGGGAAAAGUAAUAGAUAAAAGUGGGAUUCAUUUUAAAAUUUUGAAUUUAAAAAAGGGUUUAGCUGUUAGAGGACAUAGGGCACAAGCAGAUAGAGAUUUAUAUAAUUAUUAUAUGAAAAAAUAUAUUUUAAAUACUAAAAAUUUAUAUAUUAUUGAAAAUACUGUACAAUCAUUAUUAAUUGAAAAUUUUAAUGACAAAAAGAAAAGAGUCUAUGGAAUAAAAAAUAAAUGUUCUUGUGAGUUUUAUGCUUAUAGUGUUAUUUUAACAACUGGAACAUUUUUAGGUGGUAUUUGUCAUAUUGGUAAAGAAAAAUACCAUGGUGGAAGAAUCAAAAGAGUAUUCAACUCUCUUGAUUGCAAUGAAUCAAAUGUAACAAAAAAUUAUAAAUCAAAUAACAUUGACCUUAAUAGUAAAAAUGAAAAAAUUCAGUUUACAAAAAAUAUAUGCAUUAAUAAAAAUGUACAGAAUUAUUCUGAAAAAUGUAAUGAUGAAAUAAAUAACGGUAUUGAUUCCAUAUUUGAUAAUUUAAUAGAAUCAUCAACCAAAAGUAUUGCAAAUCAACUCAAAGAAUAUAAUUUUGAAAUAAACAGGAUGAAAACAGGAACUCCUCCAAGAUUAGAUAUUAAUAGCAUUAAUUUUGAUAUAUUAGAUAAAGAAGAUACAGAAAAAAAAAACCCUUUUUAUUUUUCUUUUUUAAACAGCAAUAAAAUAAAUAAUAAUAAAACACUACCUUGCUAUAAAACAUAUACAAAUGAGAACACACAUAAUUUAGUAAAAAAAUAUUUAAAUGAAUUACCUGAUUUUGAUAGUUACGAUAAAUUAGGAAAUGGUCCUAGAUAUUGUCCCUCCAUAGCUAAAAAAGUAACAAAAUUUGCUGACAAAAAAAAGCAUAUUAUAUGGAUAGAACCAGAAGGUCUUAAUGAUACAUUAAUAUAUCCAAACGGAUUAAGUUCUGCCUUUCCUAUACAUGUACAGAAAAAAAUAGUAAAUUCUAUAAAAGGUUUAGAAGAAGCAAAGAUAAUUUUUCCAGCUUAUGAUGUAGAAUACUAUUAUGUGAAUCCUAAAUGUUUAAAUUACACUUUGGAGACAAAAAAUGUUAAGGGAUUAUUUUUAGCUGGUCAAAUUUGUGGGACAACAGGAUAUGAAGAAGCUGCAUGUCAAGGAAUUGUUGCAGGAAUAAAUGCAGCAUUAAGUUCAUCUAAAAACAAAAUGGAUACUACGAGCUUUGUAUUAAAAAGAAAUGAUAGCUAUAUUGGUGUUUUAAUACAUGAUUUAAUAAAUAAAGGGGUUACAGAACCUUAUAGAAUGUUUACAUCAAGAGCUGAAUAUAGAUUAUAUUUAAGGCCAGAUAAUAGUGAUAUUAGAUUAACACCAAAAGCAGACAAAUUAGGAAUAGUUUCUAAAGAAAGAAUUUAUAUCUUAAAUCAAAAAUAUAAUUCUGUUAAUAAAUUAAUUUUUAUUUUUAAAAAGUUAUUUUUUAAUGAUAUUAAAAAAAAAAAAAACACAAAUAGAAAUGAAAAUACAAGUUUUUGUAGUAUCGAGAGUAAUAAUUCAAAUCAAAAUGAUUGCAAAAUGAAUUUUUCAACUCAAGAUAAUUCUAAUAAUUCUGAGAAAAAUAUUAAAAUAAAAUCUUAUAAAAAAAUUAAAGAAAACGAUGAAUCUAAGAAUGUAAUUAAUAGUCACAAAAAUUCACUUAAUAAUAAUUGUAUUGAUAAUAUAGUUAUUCAUAAUGAUAGUAUAAAAGAUACUAGAGAUGGAUUAAUUCAUUCAAAUGAUAAUAUUAAUUUCACGUUAGAACAUGAUAAAAAAAAUAUGAAAAGUUUAUAUAAUAUUCUAAAAAGUGGGGUAGAAUAUCCCUUAGACGUCCUAUUGCACAAAUUAAAAGAUAUGGAAAAUUUGAGUCAAUUUAAAAGCAUGUUAUCAAAUGAUGAAAAUCAUUUAAAUAUUUACAUGGAUAAAUAUAAUUUCGAUACAUCUCUUCUAAAAUGUGAAAACAUUUUAAUAAAUUUAACGACGUUAGAAACUGCUUGUGCAGAAGUUAAAUAUUCUCCUUAUUUAAAGAAACAGAUUCAAGAAAUAAAUAAAAUAAAAGAUAAUUUUAACUUAAUUAUACCUUCUUAUAUAAAAUAUAAUAGGGAUAACUUUCCAUAUUUAUCAAAUGAAGAAAUUGAAAAAUUGAAUAAAUUUAAACCUCAAACAUUAUAUGAUGCUAAUAAAAUUGAAGGUGUAACUAUGAGUGCUAUUUAUUAUUUAUAUUAUUACAUAAAAAGUGAAAAAAAUAAAUGA